Molecule: messenger RNA, 2333 nt
Organism: Myotis davidii
Lineage: Eukaryota; Metazoa; Chordata; Mammalia; Chiroptera; Vespertilionidae
Gene: SLC39A11
Product: solute carrier family 39 member 11
Exons: 9
Coding region: 8-1033 (341 amino acids)
Biological process (GO): zinc ion transmembrane transport
Cellular component (GO): membrane
Molecular function (GO): zinc ion transmembrane transporter activity
Source: RefSeq, a predicted model, not a curated record
AUCCAGCAUGCUCCGAGGCCACAGCGCUGUGUUCCAGGCCUUGCUGGGGACCCUCUUCACCUGGGGGCUGACGGCCGCCGGGUCGGCUCUCGUGUUCAUAUUCUCUAGUGGGCAGAGGCGGAUCCUAGAUGGAAGCCUUGGCUUCGCUGCAGGGGUCAUGUUGGCAGCCUCCUACUGGUCCCUCCUGGCCCCAGCGGUCGAGAUGGCCACGUCCUCCGGGGGCUUCGGUGCCUUUGCCUUCUUCCCCGUGGCCGUGGGCUUCACCCUCGGUGCUGCGUUCGUCUACUUGGCCGACGUCCUGAUGCCUCAGCUGGGUGCGGCGGAAGACCCCCACACGGCCCUGGCCCUGAACUUGGACCCCGCGUGGAUGAAGAAGUCUGAUGCCGAGAGUCCCAGGCUGCUCCUCCCUGCGAGCGAACUGUCCAUCCGGAUCGGGGGCACUGGGCUCCUUCCAGAUAAGAGCGAGAAUGGGGAGGCAUACCAGAGGAAGAGGGCGGCGGCCCCCGACCAGCCUGAGGGCCCCACCGUCCCUGCGUCUGCUCCGGGGACCUCGGCCCCGCCCAGCGGCAGCAGCUGGAGGAGGAUCACGCUGCUCAUCUUGGCCAUCACCAUCCACAACAUCCCAGAGGGCCUCGCUGUUGGCGUUGGGUUCGGAGCUGUGGAGAAGACGGCGUCCGCCACCUUUGAGAGCGCCAGGAACUUGGCCAUUGGAAUCGGGAUCCAGAACUUCCCAGAGGGCCUGGCGGUCAGCCUCCCCUUGCGCGGGGCUGGCUUCUCCACCUGGAGGGCCUUCUGGUACGGGCAGCUGAGCGGCAUGGUGGAGCCCCUGGCCGGGCUCUUUGGGGCCUUUGCCGUGGUUCUGGCCGAGCCCCUCCUGCCCUACGCUCUGGCCUUCGCUGCUGGCGCCAUGGUCUACGUGGUCAUGGACGACAUCAUCCCCGAGGCGCAGAUCAGUGGGAACGGGAAGCUGGCGUCCUGGACCUCCAUCCUGGGGUUUGUGGUGAUGAUGUCACUGGACGUGGGCCUGGGCUAGGCCGACCUGCUCCGACCCCAGGAGAGGCUGCGCGGGACCACGGCCCCCUCCUCCCCGCAGAGCCUUCCGCUUCCUCUCCCUCUCACCUCCCCGCCCCGAUUGAUCCUGAUCAGACGACGACGAUUUGCGCUUUUCUUCCGAGGGAGGCACUGGUGUUAUUUUUGGACUUUCAAGGGGUCAGUGGGACCACGGACUUCCGGUCGGCCUCUGAGUGGGACUGCAGCUCAGGGAAGGCUCUGCCCUCGGACCUCCAGUCGCUCUCACCAGACUCCAGGCCAGUCCCCGAGGUCACCUGUGGGAGCCGGCUACCCAGAGAGAAGGCUCUAAGCAUGCGACUCGGAGCAGAACGGCCGGGGAAUUGCAACAACUGUGAACACACAGUGAGCCCCGCAAAGGGAAGAGGCUGUAGCUUUGGUCGGAGACCUGUGUUCCAAGGGCACGGUGGCUGCCGUGGUUUCCAGGCCCCAUGACGUUCACGUUGAUCAGUUUAUAGCCUUCGUUUUUCUAAGAGAUUUGGGACACCCGCCAACCGCUAGAACUCUAGCCCUUGUUUACGCGUGGACAGGGCCACUUAAGCCAAUUUGAGUGAAGGGAAGGCCUGUGGCCUCUGCGAUGAGUCCUUCUCUGCUGGCCAUUUGGUCACUUGUAACCUGACCCAGAACUCCUGAGCUCAGCAAGCUUUGCUGGAAUGCAGCCGGAGCGCUUAGAACGAGAAAGGAAGGACGGGGAAAAAGAGAGAUUUUUUUACAUUUCCCUUUUAAAUGGAAGUGUUCAGCUAGUCAUCACUCUGACAUGACCCUAACCAAUGACUUGAACUAGACUAGGAGCAAGUCUGUUCCUCCGUAUGCACAGCUUCUCCAACAGGGGUGAGGACGUGGCUGCCUCAGGUGCAGCGAGGGUCGCCGUCCUCAUGGGUCACAGGAGCCCACAGGACCCUGGGACCCCUGCGGACACGGCAGGCGGCCCCGGAGCCCGGCAUCCAGGUGUCGUGUUGUCCACGCCUGCCCUGCCCUCUGUGUUUACAUGCCCGAUUGCUUCCGAGGAAUCGGGGGCCAUCCCCGAAGGAAUGCCCAGGGGCCAGCCUUCCCGGGGGCCAAUCAAUGUCUGUUCUUCUGAAGCCCCGACGAUCAAAACUGAAGGCACGUCCAGAGGUCUGAGGGGUUGCGAGGACGUGCUCUGGUGGUUGGGGUGUGUGUGUUUUGGUGUCUUUGUAUGGCGUUUUCUACACGAUGCUUCUUUCUGAUGGACAAGACCUCAUAACUGUGAUUCGUACCAAUAAAGCGGAUGCUGUUGUGGACAA